CAACAACAACACACCAAAGCGACCAUCACCACCACCACCGCAACAACAACUUACCACCUCAGUAUUCUCAUCGUUUUCUUUUAUAAUACCCGUUCGUCCCUAUUGCUCUUCCGUUUAAUUCUAAAUUUCUUUCACACUCCCGAUAAACCAAAUAUGAGUUGGCAAGCAUAUGUUGACUCGACCCUCUUGGGUUCUGGGAAAGUUAAUGCAGCCGCUAUCUUCAGCGCUGCAGGAGACAGUGUGUGGGCUACUUCCGCCGGUUUUGCGGUCAUGCCAGAAGAGAUCAAACUACUCGCCACAGCAUUCGGGGAUGGCAGCAAGGUGCCUGAACUCCCCAGUCCAGGAUUUCACAUUGGGGGGGUAAAGUACAUCACCAUCAAGUGUGAAGAAAAAAAAAUCUACGGAAAACAGGGAAAAACUGGCAUCGUUUGUGCUAGAACAACACAAGCCAUCCUCGUUGCUUACUACGGCGAGGAUAUCCAACCCGGACAGGCAGCGAGCACAGUUGAAGCCCUCGCCGAAUACCUACGCGGGGUGGGGUACUGAAUAUCAUACCGGGUUUUGUUUACGUGGAUCAUGGAAAGUCGGCGGGGUGUGGAGGGGAAGAAGGGGUUGCUCUCUUGCAACUAAAUCGAGGAUAGUGGAGCUCUGCUUCCAAAUUAUCUGAAAACUAUUUCUUAG
Molecule: messenger RNA, 681 nt
Organism: Tuber melanosporum (Perigord truffle)
Lineage: Eukaryota; Fungi; Ascomycota; Pezizomycetes; Pezizales; Tuberaceae
Exons: 5
Coding region: 154-546 (130 amino acids)
Cellular component (GO): cell cortex
Molecular function (GO): actin monomer binding
Source: RefSeq, a predicted model, not a curated record